Molecule: messenger RNA, 402 nt
Organism: Camponotus floridanus (Florida carpenter ant)
Lineage: Eukaryota; Metazoa; Arthropoda; Insecta; Hymenoptera; Formicidae
Product: odorant receptor 49b-like
Exons: 3
Coding region: 40-324 (94 amino acids)
Biological process (GO): detection of chemical stimulus involved in sensory perception of smell; sensory perception of smell
Cellular component (GO): plasma membrane
Molecular function (GO): odorant binding; olfactory receptor activity
Source: RefSeq, a predicted model, not a curated record
CAGGUUUCAUCAUCUAAAGAGAAUAUAAAAGAAUUAGUAAUGCCCCUUCUUUAUGUAACUGUCGCUGUUUUAUAUAUGUUCCUAGCCAACUAUAUCGGUCAGUCUGUAACAAAUCACAAUCAUCACGUAUUUGUUACCGCGUAUAACGUUCGAUGGUAUAUAGCACCAUUGUACAUACAAAGAACAAUAUUGUUCCUGUUACAAAGAAAUACGAGAAACUUCACUUUAAACGUCGGUGGAUUCUUUGUUGCGUCUAUAGAAUGUUUUGCUACGCUAGUGAAGACUUCAGUAUCUUAUUUUACAGUUAUAUAUUCUACACGAUGAUGAGACCAUAAUAAUUUAAAUUAAAUAAAUCCAAUCCAAGAGAGAGCAUGGAGAGUUAUAAUAGAGAAACAAUUUAUA